Messenger RNA from Lates calcarifer (barramundi perch), 4141 nucleotides. Its product is annotated as MAP/microtubule affinity-regulating kinase 3. Gene Ontology annotation, biological process: intracellular signal transduction; protein phosphorylation. Gene Ontology annotation, cellular component: cytoplasm; plasma membrane. The transcript has 18 exons. NCBI's taxonomy places the organism in Eukaryota, Metazoa, Chordata, Actinopteri, Centropomidae. The record is from RefSeq and is a predicted model, not a curated record. Bases 1523 to 3367 code for a protein of 614 amino acids. Gene Ontology annotation, molecular function: ATP binding; protein serine/threonine kinase activity.
CUGUCAGCGCUCUGGGUUUGGUUAGUCCUCCAUCUUGGAUGUGGCUAGCGGAGCGACUAGCAGAGUCUGUCCGGAGAGGAUGAGGAGAAGCUGAACGGACCGGGACCCGCUGCUGAGUUCACCGAACCGAGACCGUCCCACCGACCCGACCCCACACUGAGACCGGCAGGCACUCCCAGACCCGCUCUGGCCCCAGAAACACACUCACCCGGUCCUGCCGGGUUGCGAGCGAGCUAGCCGGGUAACUUAGCCAGCAAAGAGGAACUGUUGCUCCGGGUCAGUUUGGAUCGAUGUCGGAUAAAAACUGUCGGAAAAGAAGCCGAGGCGAGCCGAGCCGGGCCAGAUAACCCCCUGGUCCUGUAGCCAGGACUGGAGCCAGUGAUGCUGGGGGAAGACCUGCUGAAAUAAACCCGAGCUGAAGCGAAAGCAGCCCGUAGACAGUCCGCUAAGUUUAGGCAGGUGUUCCGGGGCGGACAGGCGGCUUCAUGACCGAACCUCCUUCACACUGACCCGGGUAACAUGUCCACCAGGACCCCCCUGCCAACUGUCAACGAGCGGGACGCCGAAAAUUUCACAGGUUUGUCUCUGAGGCGAGGAGGGUUCUCUGGAGAGGGUUUGAAGGGUCCAAGAGCCGGUUCCAGGUGUCUUGGAAAGUAUUACGGUUCUCCUAAAGCGGGGUCCAGGCACGGGUUCCAACAGCACCUGAUAAGUUUUUAAAGUCCUCAAAAGAGUUUCCAGGUGUUCCAGGAGAUUGUUGGGAUGUCCACUGGGUCCCUGAGAACCUCUGUAGGGUCACAGAGACGGCUCCAGGUGUCCUGGGUGGUGGUCUCAGGAGCAGCUAACAGGGUUGUAGUUGUGGUAGAUGAGAUUUCAGUGGAUCUGUGGAUGGUUCAGAUCUCCUGCAGGAGGUGUUUGGUCCCAGGUGUCCUGAGAAAGUUUUUGGUUUUGGUCCCGUGAUUCCAACUGGAUCUGUGGAGGGUUUAAAUGUAUCUUAAGGUUUGUAGGGUCGCUGAGACGGUCUUGUCCUGGAGAAUGUGUCCCUGAAGAAGUUCUAGAUGUUUAUGUUAAGGUUUCUGUGAGAUCUCCUCUAACAGGGUUCCAGGUGGGUCUGGAAGGUUUACAGGGUCAUUCAUGAGGUUUGAGUCGUUAUGUGAGGAGGUUCCAGGUGUUCCAGGUAUCUGAUCAGCUGAUCGCAGUAUCACUGGUUCAAGUCCAGUGGAGAUAGAUUAGAUAAAGAACAAAGUCCUCACAGAGGAAACAGCAUGCCUCAGGGGAUGAUGGGCGUGGUGUGGUGUCCCGCUCCGUCCGCUCAACUCGCUGUAAAACCUCAUCGUCCGCUGGAGGAGACGAGUCACCGCAUGUUGGAAAUUACCGCCUCCUGAAAACCAUCGGGAAGGGAAACUUUGCUAAAGUCAAACUGGCUCGACACAUCCUGACAGGACGAGAGGUGGCGAUCAAAAUCAUUGAUAAGACCCAGCUGAACCCGACCAGCCUGCAGAAGCUCUUCAGAGAGGUUCGAAUCAUGAAGAUCUUAAAUCACCCAAACAUCGUGAAGCUGUUUGAGGUGAUAGAGACGGAGAAGACUCUGUACCUGGUGAUGGAGUACGCCAGUGGAGGUGAGGUGUUCGACUACCUUGUAGCUCAUGGGAGGAUGAAGGAGAAGGAGGCCAGAGCUAAAUUUAGACAGAUAGUGUCUGCAGUCCAGUAUUGUCAUCAGAAGCACAUAGUUCACCGUGACCUAAAGGCAGAGAAUCUCCUCCUGGAUGCUGAUAUGAACAUUAAAAUCGCAGACUUUGGCUUCAGUAAUGAGUUCACUGUCGGUGGGAAACUGGACACUUUCUGUGGCUCUCCUCCGUAUGCUGCUCCUGAGCUCUUCCAGGGUAAGAAGUACGACGGUCCAGAGGUGGAUGUGUGGAGUCUGGGUGUGAUCCUCUACACUCUGGUCAGUGGAUCUCUGCCAUUUGACGGACAGAAUCUGAAGGAGCUGAGAGAGCGAGUGCUGAGAGGAAAAUAUCGAAUCCCCUUCUACAUGUCGACCGACUGUGAGAACCUCCUGAAACGCUUCCUGGUCCUGAACCCGGGGAAACGAGGGACUCUGGAGCAAAUAAUGAAGGAUCGGUGGAUCAAUGCUGGUUGUGAUGAGGAGGAGCUGAAGCCAUUCAUGGAGCCGGAGCUGGACAUCAGGGACCAGAAGAGGAUCGAUGUAAUGGUGGGGAUGGGUUACUCCAGAGAGGAGAUCAACGAUUCGCUCGCCAAGAUGAAGUACGAUGACAUCACAGCCACCUACCUGCUGCUGGGGCGCAGGGCUGCUGAGGUGGAGGCGGGCGACUCCCUGCUCAAACCUCGUCCAUCCAGCAGCAGCACUCAGUCUCCUGCUCACCUCCUCGUCCAGCGCUCCUCCUCCUCCAAACAGAGGAGGUACAGCGACCAAGUGUGUCCGGUGUCCUCGGCUGCUCCUCACUCCAGGAGGAGUCAGGCGGCGGCGGCAGAGGGGGAGGUGAAGCAGGAGGGGGGAGGACAGAACAGGAAGUCCAGUCCUGUGGAGGGGGGCAGUCCUCUGCUGGGCAGCGCCAACAACCCCAACAUGGCUGACAUCCCUGAGCGGAGGAAGACGUCGGCCACGCCCACUGGAGGAUCCAGCAUGACGAGGAGGAACACCUACGUCUGCAGCGACAGGAACGCCACCGACCGACACUCUGUGGUCCACAACGGCAAGGAGAACAGCUCAGUGACCACACCCACCCAGAGGUCAGUGGGCGGAGCCUCCACCCACAGCGUCAGCAGCGGGGCAACCCCCCCUGACCGGCUGCGUUUCCCGCGGGGGACGGCGAGUCGCAGCACCUUCCACGGCGGUCAGCUCCGAGAGAGACGCACUGCCACCUACAACGGCCCCCCUGCCUCCCCCAGCCUGUCCCACGACGCCACGCCCCUCGCCCAUUCACGAGCCAGAGGGUCCACCAACCUGUUCUCCAAACUCACCUCCAAACUCACACGCAGUCGUAACGUGGCGUCGGAUCAGAAGGAGGAGCCUGGCUCACCUGCAGCUCCUCACCUGAAGGAGUCGAAGCCCCGCUCCCUGAGGUUCACCUGGAGCAUGAAGACCACGUCGUCCAUGGAGCCUCUAGACAUGAUGAGGGAGAUCAGGAAAGUCCUGGAUGCCAACAACUGCGACUACGAGCAGCGUGAGCGCUUCCUGCUGCUCUGUGUCCACGGAGACGGACACGCUGACAGCCUCGUCCAAUGGGAGAUGGAGGUUUGCAAACUGCCCCGCCUCUCCCUCAACGGCGUCCGCUUCAAACGCAUUUCAGGAACGUCCAUCGCCUUCAAGAACAUCGCCUCCAAGAUCGCCAACGAACUCAAACUGUAGGGGGGGGGUAGAGAGAGAUGUGUACAGGUCUGUUCUCAGGUGAGAGGCAGGUGUGUUAUAGUUGUGUGAUCAGCUGUUGAUCAGUUUAUGGCUUUGUUGAUCAGAUUAAAUCAAUUGAUCAAUAACUGAUCAUCAGUUCUCUGUAGGACUGUGUCAGUCUGAUCUCACCUGUUGACCUGUUCCUGUCUCAGUCACCUGAGAGUGAAACCAGACUGAUGCUCAGCUGAUUGCUCUUAUUGAUAAUUGAUUGUUUCAGCUCUCUGAUAAUCAGUGAUUAUUGAUUAUUGAUGACCACACACUGAUGAUGACAUCACUCUCUCUCUCAUAUUAAACUGUCUAUCUAUCUGUGCGGGGUUUUCCUCACCUGCUCCCAGCACAGCAGGGGCAGCUCCCCAUCGCUCUGCUACCUGACUGAACAUGGCCGACUGCUGCAAAGGAUCAAGUUCCUGGAGUCCAGAAACUGCAGCGAUGGACAUUUUUGUUUUAUGUUGAAAGAGGCUCUGCAGUGACUGACCUGCAGGUGUUUUGGCCCCGCCCACCAGGUGGGGGCGGGUCAGACUGAAGGGGGUGGAGUCAGGAGCCCAGACAGGUGGAGUGAAUGUAAAUAGUUUGACAGACUCACCUUGUUUUCAUGUUGUUUCCUCUUUUGUACAUGUGAGUGAUCAGCUGAUCGACGGCUGAUCAAUGACUGAUGUGCGGGUGAUUGCUGUUGUUGUUUGUUACCUGAACCUCAGGUUCACCUGUGUCUCAUUAAACACCUUGAACGCAGCACCA